GAUCCAUCCUAACAACGCUGUCUGUCAUCAGUGAUCGCCACCUACGACCUUUGGAGUCGGCCACAUUCCUAUUACCGCCCGCAUGGUGGAACUAGCCAGAGGAUGAGGUGCGUAAACAGAACGAUACGGGAAGUCCUUGUCGAGCCAGCGGGGCGGGGGAAGUCAUUGUGUCACCCAACGUGGGCGCUUCGCUUCCGGUGAAAAAUAUUAUAAAAGGACUGAAGAGGCGACUCGAGUUAGUCUGUGGUGCAACGCCAACUGCAGUAGUACUCUGUGCCCCGUUGUUGAUAGGAGCUCAGGUCAACUACAACCUCAGGUCAACUGCACAAACGUCGUGAAGAUUUCAGACGUGCAGGAGCCUGACGUGUGGAGCCGUCUCUGCACCACAAGUCUACUGCUGAAAAACACAUUUCAUCCAGAACUGCGCCGAAUUAGCAACUUGAGAAGGCAGCUUGGGACCUCUGGAUUCAAUCUGCUCAUGUUGAAUCGUCAACAUUUAUAUUAUCUGUGAUCAGCAGCAAGAGUUCAUCGGAAAGAUGUUGCAACCUAUCUUAGCCAUUCCUCUCCUAACUGCCCUGGUGAUACAUGGGGGUCAGGCUACUUAUCCCCACAGAGGUGCAGUACGGGGGUCUGCAUCAGACAGAAACACCUGCUACUCCACACGAGGACCUCUUUCUUACAACCCUUUGCGACAAAUCUGCUGUGCGGAUGGAGUAUACGAGGGAGCAGAAGCCAACUAUGUUUGUAAGAUUUGUGAGACCACCAUGUUUGCUAUUCCCAAGAGCAGUCGGCCCUGGCGCUGCUGUGGCAGCAACAAUGACCAGCCCUAUAAUCCGGAGACCAGCCACUGCUGCUUCGGACAGGUCCAGGAUGGACCAGAGGACACUACAAGCUGUUUCCGCUGCUCAGCUGACAGUGUUAUGUCUAUCCCCAGAGAUGAGUCCAAGUCCUACAUGUGCUGUGGAGACCAGCCGUACAACACGUUACGGCAGCACUGCUGUGCAGGCACGCUGAAGGACGGUCCGGAGAGCGGCUACAUCUGUCAGUCCUGCGGCGACAACAUGAUGAGCCGGCGCCGCGACCUGCCGCCGCUCCGCUGCUGCGGAGUCAACAACGAGAUUUCCUAUGACCCAUCAACACACCAUUGUUGUGGAGGGUUUAACCAGCCCAAGUAUGGACCCCAGCGUGACUACGUGUGCCAGAGGUGUGGGAACACGUACUUCAGCAGACUGGUGACAGACGGCUCCUGGCGAUGCUGUCAGGGCCAGCCGUACAACCCCGCAGAACAGCACUGCUGUUUUAAUGGACUCCACUCCGGCUCCGAGGAACAGUUCACCUGUCAGCGCUGUGGGAAUAAGGUUUUCAGCCGUCGGCGAGAUGAGCCUGAGUACUGGUGCUGUUCUCACCCCAAGACGUCUGAGAUGACGCCCUACAACCCACAAACACAAACCUGCUGUAGCGGCCAGAUCUUCAGUGGACAGGAUCAGCAACAUUCCUGUCAAGUCUGUGGCUCCACUCCAUUUAUCAGACCUAAUACUGAUGAGCCAUGGCGGUGUUGUGACACAGUCACCCCGUACAGCCCUGAGAGAAACCACUGCUGCUUUGGGGAAGUGAGGUCUGGGUCUGAAGAACAGAGCACUUGUGUACGGUGUGGGAAAAACCUUCACACCGUCCCUGUCAAUGGCCAGCCCUGGGGCUGCUGUGGGAGCGAGGCCUUCAACCCUGAGCGGGAGGUGUGCUGUAAUGGACAGGUCUACCCUGGACUAGUCUGUGGCUACGAAGCUCUGCCUACUCCAGGUAUAGUUCAUCGACUGACUGCUGAGAAUGUGGAUUCAUACUCAGUAGGACUGAGGUGGUCUUCCCCCACCGACACACGGGGGUUAUUUGGCUACAGGAUCUUCUAUCAGAGUGCCAGUGGUGGUCAGGAGAACGUUGUGGACACCAGGAGUCUGGACACAUCCUAUACCCUGUCUGGUCUGCAGCCAGAGUCUCAGUAUAUCAUUCAGGUCAUGGCUUAUGGAAUGGGUGGGGACGGACAACGCAGCAACACUCUCAGAGUUCAGACAGCACCUGAAAUAGGAGGGUCGACCCCUGCCCAGUUUGUCCAAGCCAGGCCCCGUGACAGUGACAGUGUUGAUUUGGAGUGGAGUGCCCCUGCAGGGAUAACUACAGACAGAGUACGUGGGUUCCGCAUCCUGUACAAGCAGACGACGGAGACUAACACAGCCUAUCUAGACGUGGGCAGGCCCAUCACAGAUACCAGCUUCACACUGGGUGGGCUGAAACCACACACAGACUAUGACAUUGUCAUUGUCACCAUUGAUGACACAGGGGCGUCCUCACACAGCAUGCCUGUCAGGGUACGCACUGCUGAAGGAACCCCAGGCCCUCCUGGGUCUCUCCAAAGAACUGCAGUCGGUUCCAACAGACUCCAAGUUUCCUGGGAGCCCCCAGCAGCUGUCAAUGGUGUGCUACGGGGAUAUCGUCUCUACUAUCAAGUCUGGGGAGAAGACAGCCCCAGAGUAGUGGAGCUUGGGCCUGAAAACACCAGUCACACCCUUAAUGGCCUGGAGAGCAACACACAAUACAAAGUUUGGCAUCCCCAACUCCCAGGAACUCCGCGGGAUGUCCGAGUUUCUACCAUAGACCCCAAAACCAUCCUGGUGCACUGGCAGCCUCCAACAUCAGGGGGAGACAUCUCAAACUACCUUGUAUACUACCAGGUUGUUGAUGACAACAGGGCAGUCUCUGUGCAGUCUGGUCCUAAUGAGAGGUCCCACCUGAUUGGUGGGCUACAGCCCAACACCCAGUAUCUGGUAUGGAUUGUGGCGGUGUCUCCUGUAGGCGUGGGGCUGAGGAGCUCAACUGUCCGUGUGCAGACACAAGAUGUAGAUGUUUUACCAGAGGCACCCCGGGGACUAGAGGUGACACCAGUUGGCCCCACCAUGAUCAGAGUCCAGUGGGUGCCUCCUGGCCGGGGCGGGACUGUUUUGGGCUACAGGAUAUAUUACCAGACACUAGGACAGCAAUCGUUGUCCAUUGAGGCAGAUGCAAAUGAAAGGAACAGAAUCAUUGGACAGCUGCUGCCCAAUACUGAGUACACUGUGUGGGUUCUGGCCUUCAAUGAAGCUGGAGACGGAUCGGAAACUCAGAGGUUUACAGUCCGUACAACUGCAGCUGUGCCAGGCUUUGUGCCCCGCAUCAAUGUGACAGCUAUAGAUGAUACCACAUUGUGGGUGUCGUGGGAGGCACCUGAAACAGGUGCACCUGUGAGGGGAUAUAGGAUCUACUACCAGGCCAUGAGUGGAGACCAGCUGCCCUCCAUGGUAGAGACAGGACCUCUGCAACAGAGUCAGGCAGUGUCGGGUCUGGAGCCUGGGAUUGAGUACACGAUAUGGAUUGUUGCCUUCUCCAACCAAGGAGAUAGUGAGGACAGCCCCCGGGUCCGCAUCAGGACUGCUCGAGUCCCAGGCCGCAUCCUGCCAGUAUCAGGUGUUCCUGGGAUCCCACAGGAUAUCCAGGGAACAUCCCUAUCUUCAUCCAGCAUCCAGGUGCGGUGGCAGGAACCUGCAACAGAUGCUGCACCCUCAGGAUACAGGGUCUACUAUCAGGUUGUUGGGGAGGCCAUGAUAUCCUUCAAGAGAAGCCGAGCAGACAGGAGGAUCUUGGUGUUGGAGGAUCUCCAGCCGAACACUGACUACAACAUCUGGGUUAUUGCCGAGUCAGCAGCAGGGGUGGGACAGAGGAGUGCACGCAUCACUGUACGCACCCUGCCAGAAACACCUCAGCUGCCAGGAGCCCCUGAUGAUGUGAGAGUUGUUGAUGUUGGACAAACAACCAUCCACGUGCAGUGGCAGAGACCUCGGGUAGGGGGCGAUGUUACCGGAUACAGGAUAUACUAUCAGCCUGAGAAUCAAGUGUCUGCUUCAGCAGAAGUGGUGAACCCCUCCACUCUCAGCUACAUCAUCCCAGGACUGCAGCCUGACAUGGAGUACACCGUCUGGGUGGUGGCUCUGUCCAGCAUGGGGAUGGGUCUCAGAAGCCCACUGGUUACCGUACGCACGGAACCUAUCUAUGGUGAGAAUGACGAUACCCCCGAGGUACCUGGGAUGCCGGAGGACGUCACAGCCUACGCCACGAGUGCAGUGUCCAUCAGGGUGGAGUGGCAGACCCCAGCUCAGGAGGACAGGGUCAGUGGCUACAGGAUCCGCUAUCAGGCGGAAGGAGACCCGGCUAUUUCCACUAUAGAAGUGGACCGAGAAGAACGUUCCUAUGACAUCAUGGGCCUGACUCCUGAGACUGACUACACUGUGUGGGUGGUGGCCUUCUCUCUGGAUGGGAUGGGACUUCGUAGUCCUAAGGUCCAUGCACGGACUCCAGAGGAUGGUCCCUGCGAUUGUGAUUACGUCCUAGAUGUUGAUGCUGAUAAGAUAAAGGAACUGUAUGCAGACAAUGAGGACACAGAGGAGGAAGCCAGUACUGUACAGCCUGGCAGUCAGGCCUCGCCAGGGGCUGACUCGGACACAGGUGACAACCUGGCACCCUUGGGCGGUGGCGGGACCAAACAGAUUGUUGUAGUUCCUGUAGUUGAUGCUUUCCUUAAUGGUGAUAAUGGUACAUCUGCCGGGGUGGUUGGUGGUGGUUCUGGUACCAGUGUGACAGUUGGUGAUGUCAACAUAGACAGUCUGAGGGCAGGAGCAGAUGGGAACAAUGUGAACUCAACUGAUGGAAAAAAUGGCACUGGUAGCAGUGUAGCAACUGAAGAACCCGCAGUAGUUGAUGCUUCCAUUGAUGGUGAUAACGGUGUUGUGCCGUCAGCAGUUGCAGGUGGUGGAACCAAUAUCCCAGGUGGAAGCAGCACUAGCAGCAGUAGUAGUAGUAGUAGCACAGGGAAACUUUUUAAUGGAGCAGAUGGGAACAGUGUGGAAUUGCAAGAUGGACAAAAUGAUGCUGGCAAGAAUGCUUCAAAAAGCAGUACUAGUACUGCAGGCCAUGGGGCCCACAGUGGGAACAGUGGUGCUGAUGCAGCUGGUCUUGAUACUUCUGGGACCAGCCAAGCAGGAAUCAACCACAGCUUUUCUAAUGGCGUAAAUAGCAGCAAUGGUGGACCCAUAGCUGGAGCUGAUGGAGAUCAUGGUGGAUCUAUGGCUGGAGCUGAUGGAGAUCAUGGUGGAUCUAUGGCUGGAGCUGAUGGAGAUCAUGGUGGAUCUAUGGCUGGAGCUGAUGGAGAUCAUGGUGGAUCUAUGGCUGGAGCUGAUGGAGAUAACACUGGCCAUGAGGAUGAAAUAAAUGGUGCAGAUGGAGGAGUGAAUGGGAAUGGUCAUGUGGAGAGCAGUACAGAUGCCAGCAGUGUAAGCCCUGGUGGCCAGGCUAGUGCUGAGGGAGACACCAGCAGUUCAGGAGGACAUAAUAAUGUCCUGCCAUCCAUUGAUGGAUCACAUGCUGACAAUGCACAGGAUGAAAGCAUCAUGCUGAAUGGACAAGAUGGGGGGUUGAUAAGUGAAAACUCUGCAGCUGGCAAGGAUGCAGCUUGGUCACCAGAGUUAGGAUUAACCAGUCACAAUACCAGUGGCAGUGCCAAUACUGGACAGGCAAGUGGAAGUGACGCCUCUACUACUGGAGCAGAUGCCAACAGCUUAGAUGCAUCAUGGUUCACAAGUGAAGGGAGUGAGGGCCAGCAGGGAGGGACAGUGUCAGCUGGAUUACCAUCUAUUGUGGACAGCUUGGACAGAAACCCCAGUGAUCACAAUGUGUCCACAGCAGGGAAGGUGGACAGUGGAGAGCCAAGCCAGGUGGGUAUUUCUGCCACUGGGAACUCUAAAGCUGACAAACAGCCAACUAGACAUGGAAACAGAGGUGAUAUUUCCAUUAAUGAGUACUAUGGAAGUGCCCCCUCUGACAACUCAAUUGUUCCAAGUUCACCUGAUGAAAGCAAGGGUCAUGCUGUCCCUGUAGAAAGCCUCAGUAACCAGACAGCCUCCAUAGGAGCAGACAGUAGCUCAGACAGUGCGAAUGUCAUUGGAUCUGGAGUGCCAGGGAAUCCUGGGAUUUCUGCAGUCACUGGAGUUGAGGGUGCCCAUGUGACAUCAGAAGGGAACUCUGUUAAUAAGGAGCACAGUGGUGGCCAUGGGGAAGAAGAUAAUGCAAUUAAGUCAUCACAGACAGGGGGUGCAGCAAACCAACAGGAGGACCAGCCACGAACAAUAGGAAGAGAUGGUUCUCCAACUGGCAAUGCCUUAGAUGGGAGUGCUGCUGGUGUUGUUGGUCUGGCCAGACCGGCUGUCACUAGAGGGGAUACAGGGACCCGUGCCAACAGCAGCCAGAACAGACCAUCUGUCACUGGGGCUGUUGGUAAUGAUGUUGACGAGGACAUGACUGUAGGUAGUGGUGAGGCAGAGGAAACAGACAGCAAUAACAAAAAUGGCAGUUUUCCAGCUGACCAUCAUUCCAGCACCAGACCAACAAGUCCUAACUCUACACCUGGUGUUGGGAAUGGACAUUCUGAAGACAGGGUUAUUCUUGACACAGAUAACAUUGUACCUGGUUUAACUGCUGCAGAAGGGGCCACAGCCAACCAAACCUCCCAUACCGGUGACUUCACUGAAGCAAUGGUGGGAGCUGAAGGUAAAGCUAUAACUACUGAUGGUUUUCUAGAUGUUGAUGAUAGCAGUGCUGACACAUGGGGAAAUGCUGCACCAGGAAGUGAUACCAGUACUAGACCAGAUGAAUCAAGCCAGCCUGGUCUUCACCAUAGUGACAGACAUGGUGGUCAUGGACACCACAGCAGACACAGGGGGCACCAAGGUGAUAGGCAUGGUGGAUCAGCUAGCAACAAUGUGUCUGUUACAGGGCAUCCUGCCGAACCUGUCAGUGUAGGUUCUGUUACAGAUGGAGCAAAACUAAACAAAACUGUAUCAGGUCCAUCAGCAACCCCCUCCUCUCCAGCCAGCAGUGGUUUUGGUGGCCGCACACGACAUGAAGGAUCUCUGGGCGGGUCUGCUGCAGACAACGUCAAUAGAGAGGGCUUCUCUGGUCGAGGCGGUGUUCCCAGCAGUGGAAAUGCCCUGGGAGGAAGAGAUGCUGGUGUUGCUCAGACUGCAGGUCUAUCUAAUACUGAAGAGGCUGGCAGGAACUACAGCUAUGGUACAGACAACAGCAUUGCCUUUGUAGGUGCUGCUGGAGACCUGUUAGAUCAAGAAGGACGGCCACUCCAGGAUAAUGAAGUUCCCCCCGUGAGUGGCAGUGCCAGUUCUGACACUGAUACAGCUCAGGCUGGGCACCAGGCUCCCCAUGGAGACAGACAUGCAGGGGAAGGACAAGUGCCAGAGGACAGUGCUGUUAGCAGGGAUGGAACUAGUGGUGUGGCCUCAGUGGACUUCAAUAUUGACAUCUACGAGCCAAAUGUGCCUGCCCUGCCAGGAUCUCCAACCAAUGUCCGUGCCAGGCCCACUGACAUGGCUACUGUGCUUGUGGAGUGGGGGCAGCCCACGACUGCAGUCCGUCUGGAUGGCUACAGGAUAUAUUACCAGGCAAGUAACAAUCCCCAGGUGGCAUCCAUUGAUGUUGGUCCCCAGACUCUGUCUCAGUCAGUUGGAGGUUUAGAAUCAGGCACAGAGUAUACCUUCUGGGUGCAGGCUGUCAAUGCUGCAGGCCUGGGCUACAGGAGUUCCGUGGUCACAGCCAUUACUGACGAACCAGCUCCAUCCUUACCAGGAGUGCCACAGAAUGUCCGAGCCACAGCCGUGAGUCCUACGACCAUACUGGUGGAGUGGGAGGCACCACAUCUUGGAGGGGUUGUGCAGGGUUACAUGGUUUAUCAUCAGCCCAGGGGAGGAAGGACCACAUUGAGAGAAGUUGGUCCAAGUGUGAACUCUCUGAUCCUGUCAGACCUGCGGCCUGAGACCAGGUACUCUAUCUGGGUCGUGGCUCACUCAGAUGCAGGGAUGGGUCUGAGAAGCAGCAUGAAGACUCUGCAGACACCAGCAGAAGGCCCCAGGCUUCCUGGACGCCCAAUGAAUGUCCUGGCAACAGCAGUGGAUGCCAGAAGUAUUCUGGUGGAGUGGCAACAACCAACAUUUGGUGGACCACUGGACCAGUAUAGGAUUUACUAUGAGAAGUCCACAGACCAGACAACGUCCAUGGUGGAAGUUGGGCCAGGAACUGUGUCCUACACACUGAUGGACCUGCAGCCUGACACAGAGUACAGUGUUUGGGUGGUCGGCAUCUCCAAUGUAGGAAUGGGAGAAAGAAGCCCCAUCAUCACUGUUCGCACAAUGGAAGAGGCACCAAGACUACCUGAUACACUGAGUAAUGUCCAAGUCAGCCCAGCAGGGCCGACCAGCAUCACUGUGGAGUGGGAGGCUCCAUCUGAAGCUGAUGUACAGAGCUAUGAGAUCUACUAUCAGACGGACAAUCUGCCUGCAACGUCUGUGGAGCUGGGCCCUGCUGACAGGUACUACACCAUCUCAGACCUGCUGCCUGACACAGAGUACACAGUGUGGGUGGUGGCCUUGACUUUCACAGGAAGGAGAGUCAGCAGUCAGACAUUCACCAUUCAAACUGAACCGCAAGCCCUGCCAGGAGUUCCCAACAAUGUGCGUGCCUUCCCAACGGGUCCAACCUCCGUUGUUGUUCAGUGGCAGCCACCAAGCACAGGACGAGAUGUACAAGGGUACCGUAUCUUCUAUCAGGCAGAACAUGGCCAUGUGUCAUCAACUGAGGUGGGCCCAGAUACAGCCUUCUACACACUGACUGACCUGCUGCCUAACACAGAGUACUCUGUGUGGGUCCUGGCCUUCUCAGCUGCAGGGGCAGGAGAGAAGAGUGUGGUGCUGUCAGUCCGUACGGAAGAAGAAGCUCCAAAAGUGCCUGGUGCCCCCGGCAGUGUCCGUUUGACUCCAAGUGGCCCCACCUCCAUCACAGUGGAGUGGGAGGCUCCCACAACAGGUGCAGAUGUGGAGGGAUACAAUGUGUACUACCAGCCUGAGGAUGGCAGGACCAGGACAGCUCAGGUGGAGCCCAGUGACAUGCCCAGCUACACCAUCACAGGCCUGACACCAAACACACUCUACAGUGUGUGGGUCAUCGCCUUCUCCACUGACGGCUUGGGUCAGAGGAGCCAGCUGGUCAAGGUGCUGACAGAGGAACAAGCUCCUGCAACCCCUGGUGCCCCCGGCAGUGUCCGUUUGACUCCAAGUGGCCCCACCUCCAUCACAGUGGAGUGGGAGACUCCCACAACAGGUGCAGAUGUGGAGUAUUACGUCAUCUAUUACCAGGCUGAGAAUGAACCCACUAUGAGAGUUCAGGUGAGUCCCAGUGACAUUCCCUACACCAUCAGGGACCUGCUGCCUGACACCCAGUACACCAUCUGGAUUGUGGCCUUCUCUACUGAAGGAAUGGGAGAGAGAAGCCCUGCUCUUACUGUCACCACACAACAAGAAGCUCCUGCAACCCCUGGUGCCCCCGGCAGUGUCCGUUUGACUCCAAGUGGCCCCACCUCCAUCACAGUGGAGUGGGAGGCUCCCACAACAGGUGCAGAUGUGGAGUAUUACAUCAUCUAUUACCAGGCUGAGAAUGAACCCACUAUGAGAGUUCAGGUGAGUCCCAGUGACAUUCCCUACACCAUCAGGGACCUGCUGCCUGACACCCAGUACACCAUCUGGAUUGUGGCCUUCUCUACUGAAGGAAUGGGAGAGAGAAGCCCUGCUCUUACUGUCACCACACAACAAGAAGCUCCUGCAACCCCUGGUGCCCCCGGCAGUGUCCGUUUGACUCCAAGUGGCCCCACCUCCAUUACAGUGGAGUGGGAGACUCCCACAACAGGUGCAGAUGUCGAGUAUUAUGUCAUCUAUUACCAGGCUGAGAAUGAACCCACCAUGAGAGUUCAGGUGAAUCCCAGUGACAUUCCCUACACCAUCAGGGACCUGCUGCCUGACACCCAGUACACCAUCUGGAUUGUGGCCUUCUCUACUGAAGGAAUGGGAGAGAGAAGCCCUGCUCUUACUGUCACCACUCAACAAGAAGCUCCUGCAACCCCUGGUGCCCCCGGCAGUGUCCGUUUGACUCCAAGUGGCCCCACCUCCAUCACAGUGGAGUGGGAGACUCCCACAACAGGUGCAGAUGUCGAGUAUUAUGUCAUCUAUUACCAGGCUGAGAAUGAACCCACCAUGAGAGUUCAGGUGAGUCCCAGUGACAUUCCCUACACCAUCAGGGACCUGCUGCCUGACACCCAGUACACCAUCUGGAUUGUGGCCUUCUCUACUGAAGGAAUGGGAGAGAGAAGCCCUGCUCUUACUGUCACCACUCAGGAAGCUCCUGCAACCCCUGGUGCCCCCGGCAGUGUCCGUUUGACUCCAAGUGGCCCCACCUCCAUCACAGUGGAGUGGGAGACUCCCACAACAGGUGCAGAUGUGGAGUAUUACAUCAUCUAUUACCAGGCUGAGAAUGAACCCACUAUGAGAGUCCAGGUGAAUCCCAGUGACAUUCCCUACACCAUCAGGGACCUGCUGCCUGACACCCAGUACACCAUCUGGAUUGUGGCCUUCUCUACUGAAGGAAUGGGAGAGAGAAGCCCUGCUCUUACUGUCACCACACAACAAGAAGCUCCUGCAACCCCUGGUGCCCCCGGCAGUGUCCGUUUGACCCCAAGUGGCCCCACCUCCAUCACAGUGGAGUGGGAGACUCCCACAACAGGUGCAGAUGUGGAGUAUUACAUCAUCUAUUACCAGGCUGAGAAUGAACCCACCAUGAGAGUUCAGGUGAGUCCCAGUGAUAUUCCCUACACCAUCAGGGACCUGCUGCCUGACACCCAGUACACCAUCUGGAUUGUGGCCUUCUCUACUGAAGGAAUGGGAGAGAGAAGCCCUGCUCUUACUGUCGUCACACAGGAAGCUCCUGACUUGCCUGGUGCCCCCGGCAGUGUCCGUUUGACCCCAAGUGGCCCCACCUCCAUCACAGUAGAGUGGGAGACUCCCACAACAGGUGCAGAUGUGGAGUAUUACGUCAUCUAUUACCAGACGGAAGAUGAACCUGUGCUAAGUGUCCAGGUGGACCGGUCUACAAGCCAGUACACUAUCCCAGACCUGCUGCCAAACACGCCGUACACUGUGUGGAUAGUGGCCUUCUCCGCAGAGGGCGCGGGCGAGAGGAGUUCUGUCUACUAUGUUCAAACUGCAGCAGAAGCUGAGAUUCCUGGUGCACCUGGUAAUGUGCAGGUCACUCCUUUUAAUGCGACUGCCAUCACUGUGGAAUGGGAGCCACCAACUAGAGGUGGAGACUUCCAAGGAUACAGGAUCUAUUAUCAGGCUCCUGAGGAAUCAACUCCAGGCUUUGUGGACACGCCUAGCUCAGUCACCUCCUUCCUACUGACUGAUCUGCAGCCUGACACAACCUACAAUGUCUGGGUUCUAGCCUUCUCCCCUGCUGGGGUGAGCCAGAGAAGCUUGAUGAGAACACUAACCACACUGCAGCUGGCUCAAGGUCCCUCUGCCCCAGCCUUUAUUCGAGCUUCUCCUUUAGACGGGACCUCUCUUGUUGUGGAGUGGGAGGCCUCUGAGAGUGACAAUGUACAAGGGUACAUCAUCUACUAUCAGAUGGAGACAGAGACCCGUCCAUCCAGUGUGGAGGCUGACCCCACAACCCUUCAGUCCACCAUCAGCGGUCUGCAGCCAGACACCACCUAUAGCCUGUGGGUUGUUGCCUACUCGCCUGAUGGUACAAGUCCCAACAGCCCCACUGUUACUGUACGGACACUACAGGAAGCUCCAGGUCUACCUGGCUCACCUGAAGGGCUGCGAGUUCGUGCCGUGAACCCAACAACAGCCCUUCUGACCUGGGAGGAACCAUCUAGUGGGGCAGACUUUGAUGGAUACAGGGUCUACUACCAGAUCUUAGAAGACCCAGACUCUGUGGCUUCACUGAACGUGUCCCCCAGCUCAACCUCCUACAUCCUGGAGAAUCUCCAGCCAGGACAGAAAUAUCUGAUGUGGAUUGCUGCCUACUCCACACAGGGAGUCAGCCAAGCCACACAGCAAAUUGACCUGAGGAUGCCAGGAGGUACAGCUGCACUUCCUGGUACCCCGUGGAAUGUCCGAGCCAGCUCGACAGAACCGACCAGUAUCAUUCUUCAGUGGAACUCACCCCGAUCAGGGGGCGAUGUGGAGCGUUACCAGAUUUAUUACAGGCCGUCGGAGGACUCCAGUGUGUACCAGGUCCCUGUUCGCGGUGACGUACUGACCAGGACCAUCACAGGCCUGCAGACUGACAUGGAGUACAUGGUGUGGAUAGAAGCUGUCAACUCAGCCGGCAGUGGACCCAGGAGUGAGGUUAUCUAUGUACAGACUCCUUCAGAAGCCCCAGGUGAACCCCAGAACCUACAGGUUGAAUCCACAGAGCUGACAUCUGUAACCAUCACAUGGGAGGCACCAACGUCAGGGGGGGAGCUGGAGGGGUACAGGAUCUAUUACCAGCGUGUAGGUGAUGAUGGCAUGAGGUCUCCAACACGUGUCAUUGGUCCUGAUGAAUAUUCCUUCACCCUGACUGGUCUGGAACAAGGCACAGACUACAGGAUCUAUCUCGUGCCCUUCUCUUCAGACAGAGUGGGAACAAGCAGUCCUGUCCUAACUGUACGCACACAGACAGCACCUGUUCCUCAGGCCCCAGGCACACCCCUGAGUGUGCGGGCUGCAGCUGUGGACUCCAGCUCUGUGCGUGUGACAUGGAGACACCCUACUCGUGGGGGGACGGCAGCCGGCUACAAGGUGCACUACCAGGUGGCAGGAGAGCCUGAGGUUGUUACUGUUGAAGUGCGACCAACAGAUCGUGCACUGAUGUUGUCUGGACUUCGGCCGUCCACCAGCUAUGACAUCUGGAUGACUGCUUUCUCUUCAGCUGGUAGCAGUCCUCGGACACCCUCUGUCAUGGUCCGAACACUGGAGAUGGCACCUCAAACACCAGGAAGACCAAGAAGCAUCCGUGCCGAGACCCUGAAUCCCACGACUAUGCUGGUGCAAUGGCAACAACCCAUCAGAGGGGCAGAGUUAGUAGAAAGAUACAGAGUGUACUAUCAGGCUGUACGAGCUCCUACACCAUCAUUCCGUGUGGCACAAGCUGAUGAGACAUCUCUAAUCAUCCCGGGCAUGGCAAGUAGCACCACCUACAAUAUCUGGGUAGUGGCUGUCUCAGCAGCAGGGGCUGGCCAACCAAGUCCCAGUAUUUCAUUGGCAACCCCAGACACGGUGCCUGACAUCCCAGGCAGUCCUGAGGACAUCCAAGUCAGUUUGGAAGAUGACUCGUCCAUCAGAGUGGAAUGGCAGCCACCUACAUCAGGUGCUGAGGUGCUAGGGUACCGCAUCAACUAUCAGGAAGCAGGAAAUGAAGAGGCUACCACUGUAGAGGUGAGGGCCAAUGUGUACUCCCAGGUCAUCCACAACCUGAAGCCUGACACGGAGUAUUACAUCUGGGUGGUCGGCUUCUCUGCUGCUGGGGACGGACGGCGAAGUCAGAUCCUGUCUGUCACCAUGGAGUCAGAAGGUUCCACCCAGCUGGGACCCCCUGCAGACCUGCAGGUGUCUCUGCUGGAUGAUGAGUCCGUGCUGCUGCAGUGGAGCACACCUGAGGGAGCAGAGGGCAUCCUGGGAUACAGGCUGUAUUACCAGCCUGUAGGAUCUACGGAUGUCUCUAGCCUGGAGGUUGGUCCUGAUGUUGGCUCCCACCCGAUCCGUGGGCUGGAGCCUGGAGUAGACUAUGUGGUGUGGAUUGUAGCCUUCACACAGGAGGGAGAAGGACUGCGCAGCGCAAAAAUGAAUGUACGGAUCGACAGACAAGUAAUUGGAGGCUCCACAUACCCAGGAGAAGAGGAUAGGAUCAACAUCAUCCCAGGUGUGGUUGUUCCUGACCCCAGCUCUGGUUCUGGACCAGACCAGGAGGACCGGUAUGCCCUGUUAGGUCUGCCCGGUGCACCUGAGAAUGUGCAGGUGGCCCGUGUGGAUGCCACCACCAUGCGGGUGCAGUGGAUGCCUCCCACCUCAGGAGGGCAAGUGGCUGGCUACAGGAUAUAUUACCAGGGUCCAGAUGAUGAUGAGAGCCGAUCCUUCGACACCCCUCCUUCUGCGCGCACACAAACCAUCACAGGCCUGGCAUCAGGCGUGGACUACAACAUCUGGGUCCUGGCCUUCUCACCAGCCGGUGUGGGGCCACAGAGCAACUCUCUCACCAUCAGGACUUACCCACAAGGCCCAGUGCCCCGAGCCCCUGCUGAUGUACAGAUGGCUGUGGUGAACCCCUCCACAGUCAGGCUGAACUGGGAGCCUCCAACAGCACUGUCAGGACCAAUCCUGGGCUAUCGUAUCUUCUACAACCCCAUCCUGACUAACAUGUUGAACGUGCGGGAGGUGGGUCCCACUGUGACACAGUACGACCUGAUGGAUCUGGACCCAUACCUGGGGUACAACAUCUGGGUCCUGGCCUUCACAGAGGCACGGGAGGGGCAGCGCAGCCUGUCAAUCAUGCUGCCACCACGGGCACAGAGGGGAUCGUCAGUUGGAGGGUCUGCCUCGCCACGUGAGGUCACCUUCACAGCCUUGACCCCCAACAGCAUCAAGAUCCAAUGGGAAAAGCCAACAGAUUCUGUAGAUGUCAUUGAUGGCUACGGUAUCCUGUACCGUAGUGCUGGGGAAGACCAGACCCAGACUAUAGAGGUUGGUGUAGAUGAGUCGGAGUACACUCUGACAGGUCUGGAACCAAACACUGAAUACAUCCUGCAGCUUCUGGCCUUCACAGCAUCAGGACAGGAGUACAGGAGUCCUCAGAUCACCGUGCGUACAUCAGUGAGAAGCCAGCCAGACUUAGGCAGAGUGGGCUCCACUGCACACAUGUCUGUUGUUCCGUCUGGCGGCAGUACGGGCAGGGUCAUUGUGCGAGGUGGGGGGGACUCUGGACCAAGGCUGCCUUCAGGACAGUCGUUUGUGAUCAGGACCGAUGCCAAUGGACAGCGAUCUUUUCUCCUGCCUAACGGAGAGAGCAUCUCAGGACAAGGUGUGCAGAUCUCACCUGAUGGACAAGGUGUGGUCAUCAGGACAGAUGGCAGCUCCAGUUCCAAUGGGCAGGUCUUUGUAGUUCCAGCUAAUGGAGGGUCUACUACUGGUCAAGAAGGCCAGACGUUUGUUGUCCAGCCCAAUCAGAGAGGUGUCAUCACCAGCAGUGGCGGGUCCAGCUCUAGUGGAGGGCAGGCGUUUCUAGUACCAGUAGGGGGGUCUUCAGGUGGCACCCAGGAUGGACAGACUGUGGUGCAUCGUUUCCACGGCAGGCCUGAUGAUGCCCUGCAAUCUGGUCAGUUCUAUAGCCAGACGACGCCUGCGCCUGAGGAGGGCCACAACAAGGAUUGCUACCAUGACAACGGAGAGGACUACCGAGGGCAGGCCAGCACCACUGAGAAGGGCUCCCAGUGUGUGAAGUGGAGUGCCUCUGACUUUUUCCAGUAUAGUUCAUAUGAGUACACACAGGGGGAGUUUGGUAUAGGUGACCAUAACUAUUGUAGGAACCCAGAUGGAGAUGCUAAGCCAUGGUGUUAUGCAGAUGCAGAGGGAACAUACGAGUACUGUGCCAUACAACAGUGUAGAAAUGGUGACUAAGCGUGCAGGAGCUUAACCAGUAGUGCAGUGCUAUAUAUUACAACCCUUUCAACCCAUCCCUUAAAAUUUUAACAACCAAAAGUAAAGAAGACAGAAGUCAGAGCAGAACUUGCUAGAAUCAUUAGAAUACAUGUCAUUGAUAUAUACGAAAAAGGUCCUUUUUCAAGUUACAACUUCAAAAUGAGAGAUUCCUGAAAAGCCAGCAUGUAGAAAAAGACUAAAUGGUGUUGUGGUAGUUAACCACCAUUUAUUGUCUGAUGUCAUUUUCAACCCCAGACCAUAAUUUGGGUCAGCUUUCCUAUCAUGCUGUCGAGCUUGACGAUAAAUGUUGAGUAUGUUUGACAAUCCAACAGAAUGCAGCAUCUAUAGCUACAGCAAAAACAAAAAGGUGUUUUCUUUUUGCUUAGAUAUGCUUAUUUAGUAAUAAUAAUAGGUUUAUUGCAAGUUCAUGCCCUAAGGCUAUUUGCAGGUAACAAAGAUAAGACAUUGGAACAAUGAAAGAACGUACAUAAGAAUCGUAAAAUCUACAUUGUAGUUAUGAUGAUCCAUAGGUCAGUUGAUUCUUUGUUUCAAGUAAUGAUUUAAAAAUGGUGCCACAUUUAAUUUGAGAGACCUAAAUUUUAACAUUGGACUUUAAAAUGCUUGUAGAAUGGACUAUUAUCAUUGUAAGGAAACCAAACAGUUGGGCAGGUAUUUGGCAUGCUAUGAGUUGGUUGUUAAUAGAUUGCAGUGCAGAAAGAUUGUACAUGUCUGUUUUGUUUUAAGCUGUCUGCAGUUUUGACUUUGUGAAAACAUUUUUGUUAUUUUUUUACUUUGAAAAUCUAAAAGGCAGGACUUAUUUUAAGAUUUAUAUGAUUUGUUGAUGAUUUAAAACAAAGAUUCUACAAGAUCUUAUCCUUCUUUUGUAAAAGAAUAUAUUUUAGUAUUGGCACCUGAAAAACUUUCGGUCAGUAUCAUCAACAUAUAUGUUUGUAAAUAGGGUAUUAAAGUUACUUUUACUGAGCAGCUUUUAAAGGACUUUAAAGUUUUACCAAAAAUCAGAACUGCCCUCAUUAAAACUUAAAGAAAGUGGACACAUUCUUGGUGUCAGGCAGAGAGUAGAAGUACAAAGAGUAUGACAUUGUAUAAUUCAGACUACUUCUGUUGCUACAAGGCAAUUAGAGAUAAGUAACAUUCUGCACUGUUCUUCAAUCACAUAGUCAAUGGUUUUAUGACACAAAAAGGAUUUUAAUGGAAGGAUAAUAAAGUGUGCCUUAUCACAAAAAACACCUGCUCAUCUUUUUCAAGCUGCUACAUGUAGCUAUAGCAUAUCAUAAUAUUGUGUUAACGACCCAUCUAUUCAUCCCAGUAUUAUUUAUUAAUCUCUUC
This is a messenger RNA of Branchiostoma belcheri (Belcher's lancelet), 16997 nucleotides long. RefSeq lists its product as uncharacterized. NCBI's taxonomy places the organism in Eukaryota, Metazoa, Chordata, Leptocardii, Amphioxiformes, Branchiostomatidae. The transcript has 74 exons. The record is from RefSeq and is a predicted model, not a curated record. Bases 537 to 15629 code for a protein of 5030 amino acids. Gene Ontology annotation, molecular function: protein binding. Gene Ontology annotation, biological process: cell-cell adhesion.